This is a messenger RNA of Labrus bergylta (ballan wrasse), 1543 nucleotides long. It is a transcript of the gene nars2, whose product is annotated as asparaginyl-tRNA synthetase 2, mitochondrial. The record is from RefSeq and is a predicted model, not a curated record. Gene Ontology annotation, cellular component: mitochondrion. Gene Ontology annotation, molecular function: nucleic acid binding; ATP binding; asparagine-tRNA ligase activity. NCBI's taxonomy places the organism in Eukaryota, Metazoa, Chordata, Actinopteri, Labriformes, Labridae. Gene Ontology annotation, biological process: asparaginyl-tRNA aminoacylation.
AUGUUUCAGGCUGCAGCUAAAACGUUUUGGGUUGCAUCAACCACUUCUCGGGAGAUACUGUCAACUAUUCGACAUUACUGUAAGAAGACACCGACAACAUUAAGAGUGUCCGAGGCUGUUUCAGGCGCUGGACUGGAUACAAAUAUCAAAGUACAGGGAUGGGUUCGCUCUGUAAGACCUCAGAAGACACAUCUCUUCCUCCAUGUGAAUGACGGCAGCUCUCUGCAGCCUUUGCAGAUUGUCGCCAGUUCAGAGCUGAAUAACCCGUCGCUCACGUUUGGCUGUGCUGUUGAAGUCACAGGAACUCUUAAGAGAAGUCCACACCAGAAACAGCCUGUUGAACUUGAAGCUCACCAAAUCCAAGUAGUCGGAGAGUGUGACCCCGUGGACUUUCCCUUUAAAAUCAAAGAGCGACACAGCCUCGAGUACCUUCGUCAGUUUCCUCAUCUCAGGUGUAGGACGAAUGCCUUCAGCUCCCUGCUGAGAGUACGAAGUGAGGCCACUACAGCCAUCCAAUCAUAUUUCAAGAAAAAUGGCUUUGUGCAGAUUCACACACCUGUCAUCACCUCGAAUGACUGCGAGGGAGCGGGGGAGCUCUUUCAGGUUGAGCCGUCAAGCCCAGAGAGUAACGAAGAUGAGAACUUUUUCUCCGUCCCAGCCUUCCUGACCGUCUCUGGUCAGCUUCAUUUGGAAGUGAUGUCAGGGGCUUUAUCUAAAGUCUUCACAUUUGGGCCAACUUUCCGGGCAGAGAACUCCCAAAGCAGACGUCACCUGGCUGAGUUUUACAUGGUGGAGGCCGAGGUCUCCUUCACAGAGUCCUUAGAGGAUCUCACCAAGGUCGUGGAGGACGUGUUCCGGUCGGCCACAGAGCAUGUCUUAGCUCACUGUCCAGAGGAUGUGGAUUUGUUUCACAAGCAUGUGACUCCUGGACACAGGGAAACUGUCGAUUCUAUGAUGAAGAAGAGAUUUCCUAUGAUUAGCUACACUGAGGCUAUUGACAUCCUGAACCGCAGCUCUGAGAAAUUUGCCUUCCCAACAAAUUGGGGCUGUGACCUUCAGACCGAACAUGAGAAGUACCUGGUGAAACAUUGUGGCAACAUUCCAGUCUUUGUCACUGAUUAUCCUUAUGAUCUAAAGCCUUUUUAUGCAAGAGACAACCAGGACCAUCCUGAGCAUACAGCAGCUGCAGUGGACCUUCUUGUGCCAGGAGUUGGAGAGCUCUGUGGGGGCUCGCUGAGAGAGGAGAGGCUGGAUCUGCUGAGGGCUCGGCUAGAGGAGGCUGGAUUAGAAGAAACCUACAGCUGGUAUCUGGAUUUAAGGCGUUUCGGCUCCGUCCCUCAUGGAGGUUUUGGACUUGGAUUUGAGCGAUACUUGCAGUGCAUUCUUGGUGUUGAAAACAUCAAAGAUGUGAUUCCUUUCCCCAGAUUCUCUCAUUCUUGUCUUCUUUGAAACUCAUUUCAAGCCUUAUAGACAUUUUUUAAGUGUAUAAGGUUUGUUGUUCCUGCUAGAGAAACAUUAAAUAAACAUUUAACUUAAAGUUGUA